Messenger RNA from Aspergillus puulaauensis, 1683 nucleotides. RefSeq names its product putative prenylcysteine lyase. The record is from RefSeq and is a predicted model, not a curated record. NCBI's taxonomy places the organism in Eukaryota, Fungi, Ascomycota, Eurotiomycetes, Eurotiales, Aspergillaceae. The coding region runs from base 1 to 1683 and encodes 560 amino acids. The transcript is spliced from 2 exons. Gene Ontology annotation, biological process: prenylated protein catabolic process; prenylcysteine catabolic process. Gene Ontology annotation, molecular function: prenylcysteine oxidase activity.
AUGGGGUUCUUCUCCAGAAGUGGUGGUCUAAAAUGGUUUCUAUGGGUGUGGGCUCUUCUAUAUGCCACAUCUCUUGCAUUCAUACCCAUCCCCAAACUUGGCCGUACAAAAACGCCCCUUCCACCAAUUGAACCGCGACCAAAACAGGUCGCAAUAAUCGGAGCUGGCGCAGCUGGGGCAUCUACUGCGUACUCACUACGCAAGUAUGCAGAUGAAAAUGGAAUCGCUGUCAAUAUUACUGUCCUUGAACGUUCUUCUUAUGUUGGAGGCCGCUCAACGACGGUCAAUGUGUUUGAUGACCCGACAUACCCAAUUGAGCUGGGUGCAUCAAUCUUCGUCGAGGUCAACUACAACUUAGUCAAUGCGUCAAAGGAGCUUGGUCUUAACGUCACGGGCGCCAGCCAUGAACGUCGCAGGGAAAGUGAAACCCUUGGCGUCUGGGAUGGAAAGAGCUUCGUCUUUGUAAUGGAGGACUCUGGCAGCUGGUGGGAUAUCGCCAAAAUCAUCUGGCGGUACGGUCUGGCUCCAAUCAGGACCCAGAACCUGAUGAAGAACACCGUCAACAAGUUCCUCCAACUCUAUAAAGAGCCGCUUUUCCCAUUCAAGUCUCUUACUGCUGCUGCUGCCUCGGUAGGUUUAUUGGAUGCCACCUCCACACCCGGAACUACAUUCUUGGAAAAGAACAGCGUGUCGCCGGACUUCUCUCGAGAAGUGAUCCAAGCAAGUACGCGGGUCAACUACGGGCAGAAUCUACCUUUAAUUCACGGCCUUGAAUCAAUGGUCUGCAUGGCCACUGAAGGUGCUGUGUCUGUUGACGGAGGGAACUGGCAAAUCUUCGACGGGAUGCUCAAAGCUGCGCGUGCGGAUGUGCGACUCAAUCAUACCGUAACAUCCAUCAAUCGGAACAAAGACAGCACAAUUACUCUGGACUUCAAAGAUGAGCAUGCCCAACGAAAAGCCGAAUUCGAUGAAGUCGUUAUCGCUGGACCCUACCAGUAUUCCGGAAUCACCAUCUCCCCACCUCCCGAGAAAACCCCAGACACCAUUCCCUUUCACACUCUCUACGUAACCCUCUUCUCUUCACCACAUCGUCUAUCUUGGAAAUACUUCAAUCUCAAGGGUCCCUCCGACAUUCCUCCUGAAACAAUCCUCACCACCCUACCACGUGGAACAGACCUCGGAGACACCGAGGAAGGCGUUGGCCCAGCCGGGUUCUGGAGUAUCAGCACCCUCCGCACCGUCACCAAACCUUCAACUUCCCCAGAGGAACCAGAAAAGCAACACUACGUUUACAAGAUCUUCUCGCCCGAGCGACCUACUGCCCAAUUCAUGCAAGACAUCCUAGGCAUCGACCAACCAGACCAAGAAUCAACCUCCACAGGGUCAGCUGACGGUAUCGACGACCUCAGUAAGGAAGAUGUAAGCUGGUACCACGAGAAAACAUGGCAUCCCUACCCGUUCUUGUAUCCGCGCGUGACAUUCGAAGACCCGAUUCUCGCCCCCGGUGUUUGGUAUACCGGUGCAAUCGAGAGUUUCAUUUCAACAAUGGAGACAAGCGCGCUUAUGGGGAAGAAUGUGGCGGCACUGAUGUCGCACUCGUGGCUCGACCAGGAUGAGGAUGGCGAGAUUCGGGGGCUGGACGAUUCCCCUGCCGUGGAAGAGGAUGGGAGGGCUGAGCUUUGA